Molecule: messenger RNA, 4651 nt
Organism: Clupea harengus (Atlantic herring)
Lineage: Eukaryota; Metazoa; Chordata; Actinopteri; Clupeiformes; Clupeidae
Product: ATP-citrate synthase
Exons: 29
Coding region: 202-3528 (1108 amino acids)
Biological process (GO): fatty acid biosynthetic process; citrate metabolic process; acetyl-CoA biosynthetic process
Cellular component (GO): cytosol
Molecular function (GO): ATP citrate synthase activity
Source: RefSeq, a predicted model, not a curated record
AAUGGCAUCGUCAGAUGCUGAGGCGAGGUGAGCUGACUGAGCAGAGCACAGCGACACAGAUUCUACUUGAGGGAAGUAGACUGCGUCAGACGACGUGGCUUUUUACCGAAAAAGUGUCUGAUAGUCCGCAAACUGAAUCUCGCCACUGGCAACACAUUUGAUCACUAUCUUCUUCUCAAAGACGUUGUUUAAAGGUCCGUCAUGUCUGCCAAGGCGAUCUGGGAGCAGACGGGGAAGGAGUUCCUCUACAAACACAUCUGCACGUCCGCUGCCGUCCAGAACCGCUUCCGCUAUGCACGCGUCACCAUGGAGACAGACUGGGACCGCUUGGUGCAGGAUCACCCCUGGCUCCUGACUGAGCGAUUGGUUGUGAAGCCAGAUCAGCUGAUCAAGCGCAGAGGGAAACUGGGCCUGGUGGGCGUCGGCUUGAACCUGCAGGGCGUCCGUGAUUGGCUGAAACCCCGACUGAUGAGGGAGACCACGAUUGGAAAGGCAAAGGGAAUGCUGAAGAACUUCCUCAUUGAACCAUUUGUGGCUCACAAGCAGGAUGAGGAGUUCUACGUGUGCAUCUACGCGGCGCGUGAGGGAGACUGGGUCCUCUUCCACCACGAGGGGGGCGUGGACGUGGGGGACGUCGACUCCAAGGCCCAGAAGCUGCUGGUCGCUGUGGAUGAAAAACUCACUGAGAGCAUGGUGAUGCAACAGCUGCUGUCACACGCUCCUCAGAGUAGAAAAGAGGUCCUGGCCAACUUCAUUGUGGGACUCUUCAACUUGUAUGAAGACCUUUUCUUCACCUACUUAGAGAUCAAUCCACUAGUGGUCACACAGGAUGGUGUGUAUGUUCUGGACAUGGCUGCUAAGAUCGAUGUCACCGCUGACUUCAUCUGCAAAGCCAAGUGGGGAGACGUGGAUUUCCCCCCUCCCUUUGGAAGAGAGGCGUACCCAGAGGAGGCCUAUAUUGCUGAUCUGGAUGCCAAGAGUGGAGCCAGUCUGAAGCUCACCAUCCUCAACCCCAGAGGGCGUAUCUGGACCAUGGUGGCAGGAGGAGGAGCUUCUGUGGUGUACAGUGACACCAUCUGUGACCUGGGAGGGGUGGAUGAGCUGGCUAACUAUGGGGAGUACUCGGGGGCGCCCAGUGAACAGCAGACCUACGACUACGCCAAGACCAUCCUGUCACUCAUGACCCGGGAGAAACACCCAGAAGGGAAAGUGCUGAUCAUCGGAGGAAGCAUCGCCAACUUCACCAAUGUGGCCGCCACUUUCAAAGGCAUUGUCAGGGCGAUCAAAGACUACCAGGUGCCCCUGAAGGAGCACGAGGUCUCCAUCUUUGUGCGCCGAGGAGGACCCAACUACCAGGAGGGCCUGAGGGUGAUGGGCGAAGUUGGAAAGACCACUGGCAUUCCCAUCCAUGUGUUUGGGACCGAGACUCACAUGACGGCCAUCGUUGGCAUGGCGUUGGGCCAUCGGCCAAUCCCCAAUCAGCCUCCAGCCGACGCCCACACCGCCAACUUCCUGCUCAACUCCAACAGCAGCCCAGCGACUCCAGCUUCCAGUAGGACGGCCUCCUUCUCUGAGCCCAAAGCAGCUGCUGAUGUCACUCCUGCAAAGAAACUGAAACCAGGUGUUCCACCAGCUCUCUAUCCCUCCUGUUGUCUGAGGACGGUCAGUACUGGCCUCACAGCGAAGGCCACUACUCUGGUCAGUAAGAGCACGAAGGCGCUGGUGUGGGGGAUGCAGACGCGUGCGGUGCAAGGCAUGCUGGACUUCGAUUACGUGUGUUCACGCGACGCCCCCUCUGUAGCUGCCAUGGUCUACCCCUUCACUGGGGACCAUAAGCAGAAGUUCUACUGGGGACACAAGGAGGUGCUGCUGCCGGUGUACAAGAACAUGGCCGACGCGGUGAAGAAGCACCCCGAGGUGGACGUGCUCAUCAGCUUCGCCUCGCUCCGCUCCGCCUACGACAGCGCCAUGGAGACCAUGCAGUAUCCACAGAUCCACACUAUCGCCAUCAUUGCUGAGGGGAUCCCAGAGGCCCUGACUCGUCGGCUGAUUAAGAAGGCUGAUGAGAAGGGCGUGACCAUCAUCGGCCCGGCAACCGUGGGCGGCAUAAAGCCUGGCUGUUUUAAGAUCGGUAACACGGGCGGCAUGCUUGAUAACAUCCUGGCGUCGAAGCUGUACCGUCCAGGAAGCGUGGCGUACGUGUCGCGGUCCGGCGGGAUGUCCAACGAACUCAACAACAUCAUCUCACGCACCACCGAUGGAGUGUACGAAGGAGUGGCCAUCGGAGGAGACAGGUACCCUGGCUCCACCUUCAUGGAUCAUGUGGUGAGAUAUCAGGACACACCUGACGUCAAGAUGAUCGUGGUUUUGGGAGAGAUCGGAGGGACUGAAGAGUAUAAGAUCGGUCAGGGCGCGGCUGAGGGGCGCAUCACUAAACCCGUCGUCUGCUGGUGCAUCGGAACGUGUGCCACCAUGUUCUCCUCUGAGGUUCAGUUCGGCCAUGCUGGCGCGUGUGCCAACCAGGCGUCAGAGACGGCGUCGGCCAAGAAUCAGGCGCUACGAGAGGCUGGUGUGUUCGUGCCCAAGAGCUUCGACGAGCUUGGAGAUGUCAUACGGUCAGUGUAUGAUGACCUGGUGGCAUCAGGAGUGAUCGUCCCAGCAAAGGAAGUCCCGCCUCCCACUGUUCCAAUGGAUUACUCAUGGGCCAGAGAGCUGGGUCUGAUUCGUAAGCCCGCCUCCUUCAUGACCAGUAUCUGCGACGAGCGCGGCCAGGAGCUGAUCUACGCCGGGAUGCCAAUCACCGAAGUCUUCAAGGAGGAGAUGGGAUUGGGCGGCGUGCUGGGCCUCCUCUGGUUCCAGAGACGGUUGCCACGCUACGCCUGCCAGUUCAUCGAGAUGUGUCUGAUGGUGACGGCGGAUCACGGCCCGGCGGUAUCUGGCGCCCACAACACCAUCGUCUGCGCCCGCGCCGGCAAAGACCUCGUCUCCAGCCUCACGUCUGGCCUGCUCACCAUCGGAGACCGCUUUGGCGGUGCUCUAGAUGCUGCUGCUAAGCAGUUCAGCGGGGCGUUCGACAGCGGGCUGCUGCCCAUGGAGUUCGUCAACAAGAUGAAGAAGGACGGCAAACUGAUCAUGGGGAUCGGACACCGCGUCAAAUCAAUUAAUAAUCCUGACAUGCGGGUUCAGAUCCUGAAGGAUUUUGUGAAGCAGAACUUUCCUGCCAAUCAGCUGCUCGACUACGCCCUGGAAGUAGAGAAGAUCACCACGUCUAAGAAACCCAAUCUGAUUCUGAAUGUGGAUGGCUUCAUCGGCGUGGCCUUUGUGGAUUUGCUGCGUACCUGUGGGGGAUUCACAAGAGAUGAAGCCGAUGAGUUUGUGGAGAUCGGGGCUCUCAACGGCAUCUUUGUCCUGGGCCGAAGCAUGGGCUUCAUCGGUCACUAUCUGGACCAGAAGCGUCUGAAGCAGGGCCUCUACCGACACCCCUGGGACGACAUCUCCUACGUGCUGCCCGAACACAUGACCAUGUAACCAUGGGAACCAGACGGAAAACACCCUUCAGCUCGCGCUAGCUUAGAGUGUGUCUGUGUCUGUGUCUGUGUCUGUGUGUGUGUGUGUGUGUGUGUGUGUGUGUGUGUCCUUCUCUUUGUGUGUCUGUGUGUCUGUGUGUCUGUGUGUGUGUGUGUGUGUGUCUGCGUGUGUAAGUUAUUCUAGAGAGUGAAGCCCAGACAUGAAGGCUGACUUUGAGCCAAUCAGAGUAGGCCCUGAGGCAGUGGGUGGAGUUAGGUGAUGUGGCCUUGUGACCCACUUGACCUUUGACUUCUGACACUAAGUGGUUGCCAUGGAAGCCAUGGAAGUUUAGGGUAGGCCAGUGGUGGUUUGUGUGAUCUUUUAAAUGUAGUUCAGCACACACACACACACACACACACACACCUAGAUAUACUACUCACUGACCUAAGAAGUCCUAACAUGCAUCGUAUCUGACAAUGCGUGUGUGUGUGAUUGUGUGUGUGUGUGUGUGUGUGUGAGAGAGAGAGAGAUAUGCAGGCUUCUAUGUAGUGUGUGUGUGUUAGAUGCAGGCUUCUAUGUGAUGUAACUCUAACCUGUUCCCUGUAGAGCUGAGAUGUGGCGUAGAAACACCUGGAACUAUAACCUUUGACCUUUAACCCCUGACCCCUAAGCGUAGAAACACCUGGAACUCUAGGGUUGCCUAGCGAUGCCACGCUUUAAGUGUCCUAACUAGCUAAUAACUGACCCCUGACCCUAACCCCUAACCCUCUCUGUCUUAAGGACUACUGCAAGGGACCAUGGUGAUGUGGUAGUGUAGUUACUUAGCAACAGUUGGCAUGGCACCGGCAUGUGGGUCUCUGUGCUUGUACGAACGUGUGUGUGUGUGUGUGUGUGUGUGUGUGUGUGUGUGUGUGUGAGGUGUGUGUCUUGCUUGCUGCUCUGACUAACUGUUCACAUGAUAUUCUCGUUUUCAUUUCUGAAGAGGCAGCGGCCAUUCUCUCCGGCCAGUUUUAUUUUUUUAAUGUUUGACUAAAACAUAUUUAAUGUGAAAUAAAUGUUGCUUCUGUUGUGCUUUUGAUUUUUAAUAUACUGUUUGAGAAAACUGUAAUGUUUUAGGUGAAUAAAGAGUCUUGUUUGAAAGCCA